Molecule: messenger RNA, 870 nt
Organism: Hansenula ciferrii
Lineage: Eukaryota; Fungi; Ascomycota; Saccharomycetes; Phaffomycetales; Wickerhamomycetaceae
Gene: PLN1
Product: Pln1p
Exons: 1
Coding region: 1-870 (289 amino acids)
Source: RefSeq, a predicted model, not a curated record
AUGUCUGAAUCAAUUCAAAAAAUCGUUAAUGAUAAUUAUAUCACUAAGUUACGUAAAGAAUCCAAAGUCUUAACUCAUAUUUACAAUUAUCCAAUCAUAAAAGAAAUUGAUGAUUAUAUCUUGUCAAUUUUUAUAUUCAACUAUUUUGCCACUUUAUUUAGUAAAUUGAUUUAUGAUUUCAAGAAAGGUGUCUUGGAACAAUAUUUUAAAUUCAUUGUUGAUGGUUUAGACUAUAUUGAUGGAAUUGUUGAUAUUUAUAUCUUGUCAAAUUUAGAUCAUUAUAUCCCAUUAGUUAAAUCAACCCAUUUAAAAGAUUUAUAUCCAUGGGUUCUUGCUGAUAAUAUUUAUAAAUUUAUUUUAAAUAAAUAUAAGGAAAUUAGAUCCAAGGUUAAACCAGUUGUGGAAGAAAAUACAAAUUCAGUUUUAAAACCAAUUAAUUCAAAUUGGUCAAAAUUAAAUGAUCAAUUUUUACCAAAAACUGUUGAAUCAAUCAUCCCAGAACAACCAAUUAAUAAUUCAGAAUUAAAUAAAUCAUAUAAUUUAACUCAUGAAACUUUUGAUAGAUCUAAAAAAUUAAUUGAAAAUAAAUUUAAUUCAAUUAAAAAUUAUCCAACAAAAAUUUCAAAAUUAUUUAAUGAAAAUUUAUCAAAAUCUGAUCAAAAUAUUCCAAAAGCUUUAGCAAAUACUUCUUUAGAAAUUUCAAAUAAAACUUUAUCAAAUUUAGGUUUAAAACCAAAUGAAACUUCUUCAAAAAUUAAUGGAAAUGGAAAUGGAAAUGGUGCUAGUUCUAGUACUUCACAAGGAUCAAAUUCUUCACAAAUUAAUGGGAAUAUUCCAACUACAAAUGGUGAAGUAUCAGUUGGUGCAUGA